This is a messenger RNA of Etheostoma cragini (Arkansas darter), 2998 nucleotides long. RefSeq names its product ankyrin repeat domain 6b (gene ankrd6b). The transcript is spliced from 15 exons. Gene Ontology annotation, molecular function: protein binding. NCBI's taxonomy places the organism in Eukaryota, Metazoa, Chordata, Actinopteri, Perciformes, Percidae. The record is from RefSeq and is a predicted model, not a curated record. Bases 444 to 2804 code for a protein of 786 amino acids.
GCCUGGAGCCCCGUGUCUGACCGCGACAGCAGCUUCAUGAGCCAGCAGGAUGCCGCUGAGGUCCUCGCACUCUCCGAGCGCCUCCUUAUAGCUUCACACAAGGGACAAGCUGACAAUGUGGUCCAGCUCAUCAACAAGGGCGCAAAAGUAGCCGUCACCAAGUAUGGCAGAAGCCCCCUGCACCUGGCUGCCUACAAAGGCCACACUGAGGUCGUGCGUAUCCUGCUCAAAGCUGGCUGCGACCUGGACAUCCAAGACGACGUGAGUAGACUCCUCUUCCUGUUCGCUGCGGCGGCCAUGCUUCCACUUCUCAUCCACUUCCAGCUCUUGCACUGCAGUCUGAUCGCUGGUUACCAGUGGAACGCCUAUCUUUUUGCUCCUAGUACUAUUUUGUUAGGAUUUUUUUUUAGACUUUUUUUUAACACAAAGAUAAGUGUAGCCUAAUGACCUCCAGUGUCCUGGAAUGGGACCCUUUGGACUGCCCACUUGUGGGUUUGCCCUCAGGAUGCAAGUCCCCCUUUCCCACUGAUAGCGAUCUCUGGCGGUGCCAAAUUCCUUCUCUGUGGUCAAUGAGCUCCGCAACAGGCCCCAGCACAUCCUCCUGGACUGGAGGGAGCGGGAGGUGCAGACUGAGGCAGGAGCAGGAGAAGCAGGAGGAGAGAAGACAGUGGAGCAGGGCUGGGAGAGUGCCUGGAGGAGGAUCAGGGAGAGUGAAGGAGGGGGAGCAGACGGCGCUACAGCGGGCUGCUGUGGUGGGAAACAGCGACGUCAUCAGCGCUCUCAUCCAGGAAGGGUGUGCACUAGACAGACAGGACAAGGAAGGCAACACAGCUCUCCACGAGGUGUCCUGGCACGGCUUCAGCCAGUCUGUCAAGGUGCUGGUGAAGGCUGGAGCCAACGUUCACGCUAAGAACAAGGCAGGACACACAGCCCUCCACCUUGCAUGUCAGAACGGUCACGCUCAGAGUUCCAGGAUUCUGCUCCUGGGAGGCUCCAGGCCCGACACCACGAACCAUGCGGGGGAUACGUGUCUACAUGUGGUGGCCCGCUACAACCACGUGGCUGUGAUCCGCAUCCUGCUGGGGGCCUUCUGCUCCGUGUCAGAGAAGAACCUGGCUGGGGACACACCGCUACACGUGGCUGCUGCUCUGAAUCAUAAGAAGACGGUGCGUCUGCUGCUGGAGGCCGGGGCAGACAGCCACAUCUGCAACAAUGCAGGUCACACAGCUUUGGAUGAGGCUAGAGAGAACAACAACCCAGAGGUGGCUCUCCUGCUGACCAAAGCCCCCCAGGUGCAGAGCUUUAUGCGUGGCCGGAGUGUGAGGAAGAGGAGAGACAAGCUGAAGGCCGAGGGCCGAGCUCAGUCUGUGCCCAGAGAUGAGAUGCUGCCCUGUAAGGACAGCGCCUCUGCUGCAGAAGACACCCAGAGCAGUGACCGAGCUGGCUGCAAAUACGCCGAGGUGUCCCCGGUCAACGCCAGGACGGGACGGAACAGGAAGCAGAAAGAGAAACCGUCUCUGUCCGACCCCCUGCGCCGCAGAGUGACCAGACACAGCGAGAGGAAAGGCAAACUGCCAGGAGCAUCCAUCCCUCCACAUAACUAUAAAGCCUAUCAGCUGUACACGCUGUACCGCGGCAAAGAUGGCAAGAUCAUGCAGGCUCCGCUGAACGGCUGCCGCUGUGAACCUCUGAUCAGUAAACUGGAAAACCAGCUGGAGGCCACCAAGGAGGAGAUGAAGACUGAAAUCCACACGGUCCAAGACCUGAUGAACAGCAAGAUGGGCCAGCUGGACCAUAAGAACAAACACCAGAUCCGAGCUCUGGAUAAGAUAACAGUGGAGAGGGUGUCGGCAGAGAGGAGCGAGUGUGUGCAGAGGAUCGAGCAGCGGGCCCUGCAGGAGAGGCUGGAGGCUGAGAAGAGAGAGCAGGCGUCCCUGGUCCGUGAGCUGAAAAGCUGGUGUCUGUCCAAGCUGCAGAACAUGGAUCUUGGCUUGAAGGAGGAGCCCGGCAGCACCAGGCUGCAGCGCUGCUCAUCUGUGGCCGAGGGCCUGGAUGGAGCCGGCGUCACUGUGGGGCCCUCUGGCUCCCAGUGCCCGGAGCUCCACACCAGCCCUGUCCUCCUGUCCUCUAGCAGGGAGCAGCCCAGUGCGGCCGAGGGCGGCUCAGCCAACCACUACUUUGUGGUUCAUGUGGAGAGCUCUCCAGACGGUGAUAAGAACCAGAAUGCACCAACCAGGAGCCCACUGUCAUCUGUCCCGGUGGUUCGGCCAAAGGAGCGUCCUGUGCUCUGUGCCGACUCCCAGAGGAAGAAGCAGGACCUGCAGGACCUGCAGCACGGGGACAUGGUGGAGUACGGGGCGAGGGGGGGCAGCAGCCUGUCUCCGGCCACAGAGCGCCGCUGUAGCAGCAGGACUGGGGACAGGGAGCGAGGCCGGGACAGAGGGAAGCUCCACAAAAAGCAUUCCCGGGGAAGGACUAAGUCCAAAGGGGCCAAGGGGGCCACAGGGGCUACAGUGGCCGCAGAAGGGGCCACAGGGGCCAGAACUCUAGAGGUAUUUGGAGAGAAACCCAGUGAACCCUCCUUUGCCCAGGAGAAGGACAACAUGCACGCUCUGGAGGUGACCCAGUACUUCUUUGAGGCGGUGUCAACGCAGAUGGAGCGCUGGUACGAGAGGAAGGUGCAGGAGGCGCGCUGGCAGGCGGAGCAGCGGGCGCAGGCUGACAGAGCCGCUCUCACCCAGAGGAUCAGCUACCUGGAGGACGAGCUGCGUAUGCUGAGGACUAACAGACACGAGGACUGUUAACACACAGCGCAUCUGUCAGCACCAGGCUGCAUGUGGACAUGUGGACAAACACUCCGGCAGGAAAUACGGCAGCGCUUACUUGUGUGGAACUAAACCAGUGGAUAUGAAGCUGUGUGUCAAAAAAUGUAUCUACUGUGCCAUUUUAAUAUAGAUCCACUACAUCAUGUCGAACAGCAACACACACACACACACAC